AUGGGGCGUCGUCGACGGUGCGUGCUUGUGUUGCUCUUGGCCCGGGCCGCUCAAGAAGUGGCUGCUGUGGCUCGAGCUGGUGUCCUGGUUUGGGUGCAGCAUGCCUCCUUUCCAUGGUGGCCCGGGAUGCUGACUUAUGACCCGCAUUCGGGAGAAUUUACCAGGGAAAGUGCUAAUCAUCGAGCUUACCACAUCCAGGAUGGCGGCCUGGACCCAACGCUCCUCAAAGUCGGUCGGCUAUCCCCCAAGCUGGCCAACGAGCGAGCAGCGGCUCUACAGCAAGCACAUGCAGUUGCCGAGCUAUCCCUGCGCGAACGCAUUUUGCGCUGGGCCUGCGACUUCAAGACGGAGCGUGGAGACAAGGCCAAACCCAAGCUGGAAGAAUCAGACAAGGACCAAGCUACUGCCCCUGGAACCGUCUCGGCACCCCCUCGCAAAAUCGGCGUCCCGCGCAGCAAGACUGCAUAUCAGUUUUACCUAGACCAUCGGCGUGCCGACGUCAUGCACAACUUGGAUGAUGACGGCACGAGCAAAUUUGCGCGCAAUGGCAAGGUCACCAAGCUCAUUGCUGCCGAGUGGCAAACUCUCACGGCUGACGAGCGCCUGCCUUUUGACAAGCAAGCUGAAAAGGCCAAGAAACAAGCCAUCUCCAAAGCACAGGAGAUGCGAGCCGAGCUCGAAAAGAGCGAACCUGUUACCCCUGAACGCACAGCUUCUCUCAAACCCGCCGUUCCUCGCACCAAAACCGCCUACAUGUUUUACUUGGAUCAUCGGCGUGCCGACGUGAUGAAGGGAAUGGACGAUGACGGCACCAGCAAAUUCGCGCGUAACGGUCGGGUGACCAAGCUGAUUGCAGCCGAGUGGAAAGCUCUGUCCGAGGAAGCACGGGCACCCUUUGUCGAGGCUGCUGAGAUUGCAAAGAAAACCGCAAUCGCGCGCACUCUCGAGCUCGCACAGGCAGAUGCCAGUUGCCCUGACUCUCCUGGUGAUCGUCCCCCGCCCAUGGUGGCAGCGUUUCGCCUCUUUGCCCAAGAUUUCCUCGCCAAAGCGCAGGACUCGGGCGAUGAACUGGUGCACUUGGACUCGGCUGAUCAAGGCCUGCGCGUCCACGAAAAGUGGAUGGCACUUACCCGAACUCAACAACGAGCCUUUGUACGCCGUGUUCAACCAGAUGCUUUGCCCAACAAAUCGGGUGCUUCAACGGCUGCUGCCUCGCCUUCUGCCAGUGUGUCACCAGACGAGGACCAAGCCAGCAACGAAGGCCAACCAGCUGCCAAGCGCAGUCGCAGCUCACGCACAACCAUGACUGCCAACGAUGACACGUGCCGUAUCUGCGGAGAGCUGGGUCAACUCAUUUGCUGUGAUGGUGGCUGUCGUGGUGCCUUUCACCUUGAAUGUCUCAGCAUCUUGCAACCCCCCACCGGCGAAUUUCGAUGUGAUGAGUGCUCUACGGGCAAUCACACGUGCUAUACGUGUGACAAAGUGGGCGCCGACCUUAUCAAGUGCCAAUUUCCACACUGCAACAAGCUUUAUCACCGUGGAUGUGCUGAAAAGCAAUUCAAGGCCGACAACUUUUGCCUGGUUUGCGGCACUGGGGGCGACCUUGUUGUCUGCGAUGGUUGCCCUGGCGCUUAUCAUGCCGCUUGCAUUAAAUCAACCUUUGCGUUUACCGGCAAGCCUGAUGAACAAGGGCAGUGGUUCUGUCACGACUGCCUCACUGGAACGAAAUCCAUGAUCCACGAUGUUGUUUGGGCCAAGUAUGGCUCGUACCGAUGGUGGCCGGCCGUCAUUUUGAGCGCGACCGAGUACCCGGAGCGCUGCGGCCAGAGCCCAGCCGAGGGCAAUUUCUUGGUCAAGUUUCUCGGCUCAAAUGACGUUGCCUGGGUGGGCCACGAGUCCAUCAUUCCAUUUUCCAACGGCGAUCAGAAAAACUCUUAUUUUACUCGCAACCUCAAGGCUGCGAAAAAGUCUUUUCAAGAAGCCGUGACCCUGGCCCUCGACCUGUUCACUGAACGAAAGCAGGAGCGGGAGGAUCAACUGGCUGCUAUUCGGGGCAAAAUUAUUGAGCGGCCACCCCGCUUCAAGCUUAUCAAGCGAAAUGUCUACCUGCCUCCGGCCGCCAAGCCGCCACACCGUAAAGAGGAACAGGAGAUUUGCAGAUGCGACGCGGCACUCAACUGUGCCGACAUGCACUCGUGCUUGAACCGCAUGAUGUACAUUGAGUGCGACGCCAAAUGCUGCAACAAUGGUAAAAACUGCCGCAAUCAGCGCUUUCAGCGCCGCGAGUACCCAAAGCUAAUCCCGUUCAAGACGGAGCACCGUGGCUGGGGGCUACGCUUGGGACAGGACGUUGAAGAGGGGGAUCUGGUCAUCGAGUACGUGGGCGAAGUCAUUGAUGGUGCUGAAUGUCGUCGGCGCAUCGACCAGUACGAAGAACGCAACACUAGUAGCUUUUAUAUUUUGAGCCUGGGCAGCGACACAUUUGUGGAUGCUCGGGAAAAGGCCAACAUGGCACGCUUUAUCAACCAUUCAUGUGAUCCCAACUGCGUAACACAGAAAUGGAACGUGCUUGGCGAAACGCGCGUUGGCAUUUUUGCAAAGCGCGCCUUGGCCAAGGGAACGGAGCUGACUUUUGACUACAUGCUGGACUGCCUCAACAGCGUGAAGAAAACACCGUGCCAUUGCGGCGCGCCCAAUUGCUCCGGCUUUAUCGGGGUCAAGCCGAACCGAAGUGGCACCACGUACGAAGACUUGGACCGCACUGACGACGAAUGUUUCAUAUGCAAGGAUGGCGGUGACCUCCUCAUGUGCGAUAAGAAGAACUGCGACAAAGUGUAUCAUCUGGCAUGCCUGGGCAUGAACAAGGUGCCUGCAGGGAAGUUCAUUUGCCCACACCACGCCUGCCUCAAGUGCGGUCGCAAAGCCACUAUUUUCUCCGAGACGGGACCAGAGGCGUACUGCUCCAUGAAGCAUAUUGCCACACCAGAAGUGCGAGCGCUGUGUGAAGGCAAGCGCCCACCUGUGACUUUUAAAAGUCCAGUGCCUGUCCUUCCCGCCGUCUUUGCAAAUGGUACCUGGGCCAAGCGCGCCAAGCGCGCCAAAGCUGACCCGACGUCCACAACACAGGCGCAAGCUGCUUCGGCAUGA
Messenger RNA from Monosiga brevicollis MX1, 3147 nucleotides. RefSeq lists its product as uncharacterized. Gene Ontology annotation, molecular function: histone H3K36 methyltransferase activity; protein binding. The record is from RefSeq and is a predicted model, not a curated record. Bases 1 to 3147 code for a protein of 1048 amino acids. Gene Ontology annotation, biological process: regulation of DNA-templated transcription. The transcript is spliced from 27 exons. Gene Ontology annotation, cellular component: nucleus; chromatin. Lineage: Eukaryota; Choanoflagellata; Craspedida; Salpingoecidae.